AAUGCUGUAUAGAUUUUAUAUCUAAGUGCCAAUGGUCAAAUAAGCCUUCAGUCUGUCUUUAAGCUUGAUUGGAUCAACUUCUCCUUCAUCUCGCGCGGUGGUGUGGAAAAACAUAUUUUAAUUUCAAUAAUGACAUCCAUCAAAUUGUUCGUCCUUGUGGCUUGUGUCUUAGGAUACUCUAAUGCCCAGUUUGGUUUUGAUAAACUUGCAUCGGCAGUGGCGCAACCUUUUGCAAAGCAACUUCUUGAUGUCAUGACACCGAAAAUCUUGCUUUUGGAAUACAAAAAUGUACCAACAGAAGAAGGAUAUCGUUUCAAUUACAAAACAUCCGAUGGCUCCUACCGCGAGGAAGUUGGUAUGCUGAUGAACCCAGGAACUGACCAAGAGGAACUCGUUGUUAUGGGUGCAUACAGUUAUACCGAUGGAGAUAUUGAAACAACUACCAUGUACACUGCCGAUAAGAAUGGUUACAGACCCAGAGUUCAACUGAAAAACCGUGGAGUAUCACCAAAGCUUCUUCAAUCCCUAUCUGGUUAAGCCAUAAUUAUAGUUAAUUUAAGUUAUUAAAUUAAUGUUAAUGUUUUACGAAAUAAAAAAUAGAUACAAAAAAAACAUAA
Molecule: messenger RNA, 617 nt
Organism: Eupeodes corollae
Lineage: Eukaryota; Metazoa; Arthropoda; Insecta; Diptera; Syrphidae
Product: larval cuticle protein LCP-17
Exons: 3
Coding region: 130-537 (135 amino acids)
Cellular component (GO): chitin-based extracellular matrix
Molecular function (GO): structural constituent of chitin-based larval cuticle
Source: RefSeq, a predicted model, not a curated record